AACUCGGACAAUGAACUCGUUGUUUCCUUUCAUCUAAAAAAAAAAUCCACAUAAAAAAAAAUGAAUAGAAACCAAGUUGUUUAACUCAGUCAACCAAAUCCUGUGUGGAGAGAAAAGGUCUUUUCAGCCUUUACUCUGAUUGUGUGGGAGUCGUACACACCGACAUUUUUUGCAGCGGCAGGACCUCCUGCCCGCAUCAUCUGUCUCCCCGCGCUGCACCGCUUCUCCUCUCACGCAGAUCUCUAGGAGGUCCGCUCCAUGUCGGACUGCCUCCACGCACACACACGCACACGCACACACACCGCACACACCCUCUCCAGUACGGACCAUGGCUGCACGGAACACCGUCUCUCUGCUCGUCGGACUCCUGGCCCUUUUAUCCACCUGGGGAGUGGCGGCUAAAGUGGAGGUGAGCAUGGAGGACAGAGUGGAGGUGUUCAAGGGAGAGACGACCCCGAUCACCUGCAUGUUCACGUUACCCGAAGGCGUCAGCGGCGUGAUCAUAGAGUGGUUCUACGUGACAAAGAGGGGUGAGAAGCAGAGCCUCUAUUACCAGGACCCAAGCAAGAAGGUGGUAACCAAAGGCACACAAUUCACGGACCGGAUGAGUGUGAAUGGUACCGUAGCCAGCGGAGUGAUCGUGAUGACCAUCAGCGAUGUGCAGGUGGACGACGGAGUGGAAUUUAUCUGUUCCAUCAGAGAUCUUGUAGAAGGGACUGCAAAUGGACGCACAACGCUGAAGGUGUUUGCAAAGCCAGACCUUCCCACCAUCGAGGGUGUGAAGACGGGUUUCUCAAUUAAUGAACACAGCCUUUCCAAGAUUGGGACCUGCGAGGUCAAAAAUGGCUUCCCCAAGCCGAACAUCACUUGGUACAGAAACAAGACACCGGUGCGCCCGGCUCCGGGUGUGUUGGAGGUGGUGCCCAGCUCUAUAUUGGGAUCCAAUGGUCUUUUCACUGUCAAGAGUGAGCUGAACAUGGUGGUGAAGAAGGAGGACAAAGAUGAUCUGUUCUACUGCGAGAUCAACUUCUUUGUCCCUGCAGGAUGGGGGAUGACUGAGACCAGCGCUAUUAACAUCACUGUAUACUACCCCUCUACAGCUGUAGAUGUUUGGGUGGAGUCACCAAAGGGCAUCAUCAAGGAAGGGGACUCCAUUGAGCUUCACUGCCGUGGCAACGGGAAUAUGCCGUCCUCAAUCUUAACGUUCCAUCACAAUGGGGAGGACUACACUCCAGAAAACAAUGUGAUGGUCUUUCAUAAUGUCACCCGUCUAAGUAAUGGAGUAUAUGAAUGCAUCUCUACGGACACGGACACCUUCAAGGAGAUCAAAGGAAAAACCGUUGUGUUCGUCAACUAUCUCGAUGCAGCCGUCGUGGUGCCUGAAGACACCGUUUUGCUGGACCUUGGAGGGGAGCUGACGGCCACCUGCAACGCCCUCUCUUCUCUCCAGACAGAGACAGUCUGGAUGAAGUUCGGAGAGGAGGUUUCAAGGGGCCACAGUUUGAUCCUUAAGAACGUCACAUUUGACUCAGCGGGGACAUACCUGUGUCUGGUGACUGUUGAGGGAAUGGAGACCAACGGGACACUUAAUGUCAAAGUCCAAGGACCACCACAGAUCAUGAAGUCGGACCACACAGAGAUGGAGGAGAGCUCUGAGACCACAGUGAAUCUGAGCUGUAAUGUCAGAGGUUUCCCUACUCCAAGUGUCAUCUGGAUCACCGCUGAUGGAACGAUCCUCAAAGCAGAGUCUGAAGUGGAGCGUGAGGGUGAAGUCAUGAGCGUGGUCCGCAUCGAUGUCACCUCUGACAUCACGGCUUCCUGCAAGGCCUCCAACGCCCUCGGCACAGACUCGUUGACCUUCAACAUUAAAGCCAUCGUACACACCACCACCGUACCAGCCACCACUACAACUACCACUGGCACAGCAAAAAUCCCAGCAAAGAAAAUCAGGAAAGAGGGCACCGGUGUCGUCAUUGCAGUCGUCAUUAUCUGCAUCCUGCUGCUGGCCAUCUUGGGGAGUGUGCUCUACUUCCUCUACAAGAAGGGAAAGAUCUGUGGGCGGUCCGGGAAGCAGAGCCUCACUAAAGAGAAGUCGGGCAAAGACAACAUCGUGGUGGAGAUGAAGAACGACAACACCGAGGAAGCUGUGCUCCUUGGGGUCAACGGGGAAAAGCAAACGCCCCGCAACCAGUGAAGGACGCUGCCUACCUGGAUGUACAGAUGUGAAGAAGGCUGCUCCCGUACCUCCCUCUCAGGCUUAGACCGGCCCGACCCUUCCAGCUUCGGCCCCCAGCCCCCGUGACCCACAGUUAUGUCACGGGGAGAAGUCGCCGGUCCGUUAUUAUCCGUCUGGGUCUCGGGUGCUUCUGUGCUGCAGCUUUUGCUUACCGCCUGUUGCAUCCAGCAAAGCGUUCUGUUGGAAUGAGCUUUAAUGAGAUUUGUGCCCUGACGUAACUCCCCGAAUACUCCCCCCACCCCCAUGGAAACGAGGACUGUCCUUUGUCCUUUGUCCUGUUCCUACUACCAAAAGCCGUGCAUACUGCUGACUGUCGGUAGAAACAAUCAUUUGAGCACAUUGACCAGGGACAGUUUUUAUACGUAAUCACUGAAGAGCCACCUGAAACAGCUCUUUGCUUAGUGUACAUAUUAUAAUCUAUGUAUAUAUUUCUUUAUUUAAAAUAACAGAAUAGAAAAAAUAAACCAAAAAUAAACAACCAGAUAGUGUUAUAUUUAGUUUUGGUGCUCUUUUUGGAGAGCAAGACGUGCUUGAGUAGAUGUCUUUACUUGUAAUAUCUCCCUGUCUCUAUGCUUCCUGUUUAGCCUGCACACUGAAGCCUUUGGGGACGCAGCCCCCUGCAGACACACCAAAGUUUUCCUUUUAACUCUAAAAAACAAAAGUUUUAGGUCAUUUAAUCGCACAUGAUCCAUAUUCGUAGUAGUUCUUCUCUGCGGCUAACACGCUCGGCUUUACACUUCACAGUUUGUCUUUAUUGCAAGAUGGGUGAAAAAUAUUUUCAGCAUUUCACAUAGAAUGGUUAACAUUAUUUGAGGGUUCCUUUAACUUUGCUUUCCUUCACGGUCUAGUUUUAAAAUUGUUUUUGAUGUGUGUGUUUGAGUGGAAGCGUCGCCGACAGCCAUAUCAAAAAGUUACAGGUGCCUUAGAAAUGUAAUCAAAGCCUG
This is a messenger RNA of Gasterosteus aculeatus aculeatus (three-spined stickleback), 3180 nucleotides long. It is a transcript of the gene mcamb, whose product is annotated as melanoma cell adhesion molecule b. The record is from RefSeq and is a predicted model, not a curated record. Lineage: Eukaryota; Metazoa; Chordata; Actinopteri; Perciformes; Gasterosteidae. Gene Ontology annotation, molecular function: vascular endothelial growth factor receptor 2 binding. Gene Ontology annotation, cellular component: cell-cell contact zone. Gene Ontology annotation, biological process: negative regulation of peptidyl-tyrosine phosphorylation; regulation of wound healing; regulation of Rac protein signal transduction.